Paramecium pentaurelia is the source of this 3332-nucleotide messenger RNA. The record is from the annotation of a GenBank genome assembly. Lineage: Eukaryota; Ciliophora; Oligohymenophorea; Peniculida; Parameciidae.
AUGUCUGUUAUUUUUGAUUAGUUGGAUGUAUGCAAUUUAUUAUAACUCUAGAAUAUCUAAACACUUAGAUUUAAAUUUACUUAGGCCAUAAAGUUGGGUGUUUAGCUUUAUUUUAUUGAUAAUCACAACUUAAAAAGACUUGUAGUUAGUGAUAAUUAGAUCACAUAAUUUACUGAAUAGGAAGCAAUAAAUGUUCUAUAAGGAGUUCAGCAAAUUUGUUCUGAUGGAAAAGUAAUAUUUUGUUUAAUGAGUACAAAUUAUUAUAUUAUUUAAAGGUAAUGGAGAUCUUUUUUAGAUUGAUUAAUAACCAAAGCAAUUAGUUUAAGGCAAAAAUUAUAUGAGUAUUACUCCAACAACUGCAAUAGAUCAUUCUGGAAGAGGGUUUUGGUGGAAAAGUAAUAAGACAAUUUAUAGUCAUUGUAAACAUAUAAGUACUUACAAAGAAAAAUUAACUUUAAUAACAAGUACAUAAAUAAUAUGUAUAUUUAUUAGUUGGUGGAAAAAUAUUUAAUAUUGAAAAUGAUAUUUAAAUACCAAUUCAAUAACUUAAUGGAUUAGGAAUUAAUGGAUAUUUUAAGAAAUCCUUAUUAUUUUAAUUUGGUGGUAUAGCAAUUACAGAAAAUGGUGAUGCUUAUUGUUAUACUAAUAAAAUGAUAAAAUUAAAGAUUAAUAAUUUGGAAGAUAUAAGUGCUAAUAAUAAAUUUAUAUUUGCUAUUUAAGGGAAAUAUUUAUUAUAAUGGAAUUUAGAAGAUUUUUAAUCUCAUUAAUUUUAUGUGAAUUAGACAUUAUUCAAAAAGAUGAAUUAUGGUAAUGAAAUUACAAUUAAUUGUAAAAAAAAAGAAUUUUAAGAAAUUAAGUUUAUAUUUUCAGAUAUCUAUUCAUAAUUUUGUUGUGCAACAUUAAAAACAAUAUAGAAAGUUAAUUAAAAUGAUUAAUCAAUAUCAGUUUUAGAAAGAACAUUUUGUAGAAGUAAUGUUUCCACAUUAAAAUAAUAAUUAUUUGAUUCUUGGGAUCCUCCAAAUAAAAAAAGAAAUUAAGAUAUUAGACAAAGUAAAUAAUUAAAAGGAGAUAAAACUGAAAGAUCUGAUACUAGUAAUAGAUUAACUGAUAGAUAUGAUAGAAAAGAUGAUUUAUCUUCAGAAUCAAGAUUUCGUUAAUCUACAAAUAAUAAUAUUCUUGAUACUUUUUUUGAUAGAUCAAAUAAAUAAGAAAACUCAGAAAUUGAAUAUAGAUCAGAAAAGAAAUAAGAAACUAAUUAAUUUUUUAUAGAUACAACUUUUAAUUUUAAAAGAAAUACAUAAUCUAAUUCUGAUAUUAUAGUUCCACUUGAAAUAACAAAAUUACCAUAAAUUGAGAAAUAAGUUACAAUUUAAGAAUAAGAAUAAACAAAUAUAAAUGAUAAUUAUACAAACUUAGAAUUGGAAGAUAUCUAAAUUAAACCAUCAAAAUUGUUAGAAUAAUAUAAAAAUAAAUUUGAAUUAUAAACAAAACCAAAUAAUGAAGAAUAUAAAUAAGAAAUAUCUGAUAAUUAUUGUUAAGUUGAAAAAGUAUAAGAUAAUUUUGAUAAGUAAACUUAAGAUUUACCAAUUUAAUCUUAACAUAUAAUAAGUUAAAAGUUGUAAUCUAUUAGAGAAACUUAUGAUUAACCAAGAUUUAAAACUUAGAAUAAUAGUUUAUAUACAUUGGAUGAAGAGAGUUCAUUUGAAUAGAGUGUUUGUCAAGAUGAUGAUGAAAAAGGUAGGUUUUAGUUAAAACGAUAAGUAUUUUUAAUUAAUGAUAUUUUUGAAACUAAAACAGAAAUCAAAACUAAUUCUAAAAAAUUAGAUUAAUUGAAAACCAAAUUAUAAUUAUAAAAGGAUAUUGUAUCUAAUUCUUUGCCUUAAGAUAAUAAUAUUUAAUUAUAAAAAAUUGUAGUAUUAGAUAUUGAUUUACCACCUGUUCAAUCUAAACUAAAUAAUUUUAUUAAUUAACUUUAUGUAAAACCAGAAAAAUCAUUAGAUUAAGUAUUGGAAUCUUAAACACAAAAAGAUGAUUAAGAAUCAGUAUCAUCACUUGUACCUUUUGAAUCUUAAACUAUAAUUCCUGAUUAAUAAUAAAAAUAAAUUAAAUCAUUUUUGAAGAUAGAUUAAAUUUAAAAUUCAAAAUAAAAGAAAACUGUUGAAGUUAUGGAAUAACAAUCAGUUAUUGAUUAUUAAAAUAACAGUGAUUUUAUUGAUUAAUAAUAAGAUAGCUUUAUGUAAAUUUUGUAGAGUGAAAAAAAAUAGGAUAACAAUAAAAUAUAAAAUAUAAUGUAGAUAUUUGAUUAAAUAUCAGUUUAACCAAAGAAGAAAAGUCCUAUUAGACAUAAUCUAUUUAAAAAGUAAGAAUAAGAAAACAUAUUAAAAAUUGAUAUUAUUCCUGAAAAGAAUGAAAAAGUAGACUUGAACAAUAUCUUAACCGAAUAAUAAAAUGAAAAUAAAAUAGUUAAAAAAGAAGAUUCACCUUAAAAGUUAAUUGUAAAAGAAUAAAAACCUGUAUUUACUAUAUAAGAUAAUCAUUCUGAUGAAGAUAGAAUUGUUUAAGUGAAGAUAAUAGAGAUACCAUAAUAAUCUAAAAUCAUAAAAUCACCUUAAAAAGAUAAUGAAGAAUAAUUAACUUAAUUAUAACCAAUAUAAAUGAAUGAUUCAAGAGUUUUAAAAAAGGUGAAUUAAUUGACUGAAGUUAAAUAACCAGCAUUUGAUAACAAGUCGUCAAUAAAUUUUUCUGAAUAAAAAUAAGCUGUUUCUCGUAUCAAAAUAUAACCAAUUAAUUGCAAUGCUUUAAGACCAGAAAAGAAUUUUACUCCUUUAAGAAGUAGAAGAGAUAGUAGUGCAAGAGGUUCAAGUAUUGAUACAAAUAGAUUUAAACAAUUAUAAAUUGAAACUUAAAUUUAACCUUCUGAGAUCCCUUAUCAGAAUCUUGAUAACAGUAAUGCUAUUUAUCAUAUUGAUUAAUCUAUUUUGGAAGAUCCAACUAAACGUACUCCAGUUGCUUAAGUAUUAGAUAUUAUUAACUUAAACUAAAUGUCUAAUUAAAAGAGCAAAGAACCUACAUUAGUAAAAGUUUAAGCAACAUCUUAAAUUCCAUAAUCCUUAAGAUCAACUAGUAUUGAACCAAAUAUUAAAAAGACAGAGACAUCUCCUAUAAAAUAAUUAAAGAUUCCAGUUAGACCAUAAAAUAAUGAUAAAAUAUCAAAUAUGAAAAGAAGAUAAUAAGAUGUUAUUUUAAGAAAAUUGUUUUUCAGAAUUGAUAUUCAUGUUAAAUUAGCAAAGUUAGAAUUUAUGUUUAACUUAAAGUAAAAGGCAGGAAAAUGA